AUGCAUUUUAAUUUAAGUUUAGUGCUACUGUACGCUUUGCUGGUGAUUUUGGCACCCUUUUACAGCCAGGCCAAAUCGCUGGGAAAGGUGGAACAUAAUGGAUCAAUGUUGGCGCCACAACCACGACACAAACGCCAGUUUUCGUUAAACUUUGGUGCCACACAUGAGGAUGGUUACGGGACGGACGUUAAUGCGGAAGCGAUCGCCAGUCUGUGGAAGAGCCAGAGCGGAAACACUAAGCUGGAUGGUUCGGCAAGCUACACGCAACAUUUCGGUGGACUGUCGGGCGAUGGUAAAGCGCGCAUUAGUGGACUGUUGACUUUCUCGCACGGUUACUGAAACUGUCCCUUUCGCCAUGGGUCAU
Molecule: messenger RNA, 364 nt
Organism: Anopheles maculipalpis
Lineage: Eukaryota; Metazoa; Arthropoda; Insecta; Diptera; Culicidae
Exons: 2
Coding region: 1-339 (112 amino acids)
Biological process (GO): defense response to bacterium
Cellular component (GO): extracellular region
Source: RefSeq, a predicted model, not a curated record